Messenger RNA from Spirodela intermedia, 11876 nucleotides. The record is from the annotation of a GenBank genome assembly. Lineage: Eukaryota; Viridiplantae; Streptophyta; Magnoliopsida; Alismatales; Araceae.
AUGGAGGACCGUCCGAAGAGACUCAUACCCAGCCUCCCGCGCGACGCACGGGGUUCUCUGGAGAUCUUCAACCCUUCCGGGCUCUCCUCCACCGCGCCUCAGCAGGCCCCCACGUUCAUAUCGCCGUACACCGGCUGGUACCCCAAGCAGGAGCCACUCGAUGUCCCUGAGCGGCCCCCGUCGGAGGACUCCGUCCUGCCAUGGAUGGCCAUCUCCGAGGAGCCACCUAUCAAGGCCACCAUCUCCCUCUCCAAAGGGAUUGGUGACGCGGCUGCCUCUGCUCCCAUCUCCUCCGCGUCCGCCGGCGGCGGAGGGGACGUCUCUGCUGCGGCCCAGCGCGCCGCUGAGUGGGGGCUAGUGCUGAAGACGGACGAGGAGACCGGGAAGCCACAGGGCGUAGCGGCUCGCAGGUCCGAUGACGACAAAGGCAAGGGAGGACAGAGGAUCUCCGGGGCCUCUUACAGGAGCUCGGAAGACUCUGCUUCUGGUGUCGGAAAGGAAAUGGGGGGUAUCCCCAGGAUUUCCGAGGAUCUUCGAGACGCACUUUCCGCCUUCCAGCAGACUUUCGUGGUCUCAGACGCCACCAAGCCGGACUGGCCGAUCAUGUACGCUAGCGCCGGCUUCUACAAGAUGACGGGCUACCUGGCCAAGGAGGUCAUCGGCAGGAACAGGUACGUCCAUUCCAUCCUGGUACCCUUACGAGAUAGUUCAUGUCUUUGCCCCGAUUCUGAGCCAUGUAGUCAGCAGCAUAAUUCAGAAUUCUAUAGAACGUGCCGAGUAAUAGCAUCUCGUUCAGUUGUUCAUCCAGAGGGAUUAUCUGAACCACUGGAUCGAACACGUCGUUGACCCUCUGGAGACGCGAACUGGAUUACUCCGGUCACUAAUCUCGACUGCUUUACUAAUAUCUUGACAUCCGUCUGUUCUUCUCCAUAUAACUCGCUGGGCUUUAAAUGAUUUAAUGGGCAGCCGAUUCCUUCAAGGAUCUGGAACUGAUCCACAAGAAAUAGCAAAGAUAAGGGAAGCACUUGCGGCGGGAACGAGUUAUUGUGGUCGUCUGCUGAAUUACAAGAAAGACGGGACACCAUUUUGGAACCUCCUAACGCUUGCACCCAUCAAGGAUGAGUCGGGGAAGGUCCUCAAGUACAUCGGGUAAAUAGUUCAAAAGUUCACUUGCAGAAUCUCUCGUUGAUUUAAUUCCUGACUUGUGACUGACAUCUAUCACCCUAUGUAAUAUGGGGUUGCACCGGUAAUUCGAUGUUGCAUGGCUGGUUUCCAUUGUUGGGUUGUAGACCAUGGUCAUGGAUUUCUGUAGAAAUGUACGACUUUGCUGCUUGUCUUGACUUUCUGUUUUCCCGUAAUACUUUGUAGAAUGCAGGUAGAAGUUAGCAAGCAUACUGAAGGGGCCAAGGAUACAAUGCUUCGUCCUAAUGGUCUACCCGAGUCCUUAAUUCGUUAUGACGGUAAGCUGCAGCUUCUGCGUUCUCUCUUUCGUUACCAGAUAGACGAAUGAUUACACCUUGAUGAUGACCAUUUGGGCUCUACACUCAUUUCCCUUGCAUAAGGGGUUGUUUGUCAGUCAAAAAUUUAUUCGAUAACUAUUGUUUUUCUGAAAAAUCUUCGGCUUCUAUUCUUUUCUUUCCAGCUAGGCAGAUGGAUAGAGCUUCUAGUUCGGUCUCCGAGCUGGUGAUGGCUGUUAAACAGCCACAUAGACUAUCAGAAUCGGCAAAGCGUCCAUUUAAGAGGAGUUCUGAUGGUACAAGGGAGCUGCUGGGAGUUGAGGCCCUUAGAGGAAGAAAGUCGGAAAAUGUUGCUUCGCCUAGGCGCAGUUCGUUUGAUGCAACGAGGAGUUCAAUGGGGAAGAUUAGUGAGCUUCCAGAACGGGAAAACAAAGUGAAAAAAUUUAGUCUACGUGCUUUCAAGAGGUACAUUACUUAUUCACAUUUGUAUCACAUGGUUCCGGUAGAAUUUAUUCAUUUUAACUUCAUGAAGUUCUGAUUCUCAUCCUUAGUCAUAUUUUAAUAAUUUCUGCUAUUUUUUUUCCUUCUCAUCAUGUACUCUCUCUCUCUCUCUCUCUCUCUCUCUCUCGCUAAUGGUAAACAUUUGUCAAACCUCGGAAGUGGAGCAGUCAUGGACUCCGGGAAGGUUGAGGGGAGACUCGACUUAUUCAUUUGUCUAUUCUUUAUUUUUAAAUAGGAUGAUGCAUAUUUUACGAUGCCAAUCUCCCAUCCUGGAUUUUGUUGAGGGUCACAUUACCAGAAUACAAAUUUGAUUUUGGAUCUAUUACAAGUGAUAAUUCUAUUGUUGCUAUUUAUCAUAUUCUAUAUAUUUGGCUAGGAUAGUGAGUUAUUGUUUAGCAUUCUAAUUCUCCAUUUGCCUCUAAAAUUAUUGAUUUCGAGUCUUUGUAAACGCCAAUAUUGUUAUGAUUCUUGAUUUUGCUUCAAAGAUGUCGUGCACUUUUUUAACAUGGUUGUUGUGAUUAGUCUUUUGGGAUUUGGCCGUUCAAAUAAUCAGAAUCAACAUUUGGAUGUUACCAUGGAGGAAGUCCCCUUCGCUGAGGGUGAGGAUGAACGGCCUGAGAGUUUCGGUGGCGAAGAAAGGAAGAAAGAAAUGAGAAAAGGCAUCGAUCUUGCCACAACUCUUGAACGCAUUGAGAAGAAUUUUGUUAUUACAGACCCGAGAUUACCUGAUAAUCCAAUUGUAAGAUAUAUUUCUCUCUCUUCCUAGACCAACAUAAUUCUUUCUCCUCCUUUUUUCUCCGCUUUAACCUGAGGUUGAUCAUAGAUACUUAACGUUGUUUAUUAGUUUGUACAAAACAGUCAUUAAACUUUUCUUCUUCAGAUUUUUGCGUCAGACAGCUUCCUAGAGUUGACUGAGUAUUCACGAGAAGAGAUAUUGGGGAGAAACUGCAGGUACAUAACAUUGCUAUCCUUUUGUCUCCAAAAAGUGGAAUUUAACUUUUUUUGCGUCCUCUCUGAUGAGUUCAUACCAUCUUUUUAUUUUUUUGUUACUUUUGUGGUAAUUAGGAUUUACUCUAGACCGUUUCAAAAACGUUAUAUACCAUGUCAAUUUUAAAUACAAAAUGGAUAAUCUUUCAGAUGUUGCACUUUCCCCGAAUUUCACUUCUCCUAUUAUAUUUUACAGGUUUCUUCAGGGUCCAGAAACAGAUCGAGCGACUGUGAGGAAGAUCAGAGAAGCCAUUGAUACUCAAACAGAUGUCACAGUCCAACUGAUAAACUACACGAAAAGUGGUAUGGUACUUUUACGUUGUCUAGAUAUUGAUAUCUAAAAUUGUAGGUCUUGUACUCAUAUGAGUCCCUGUUUUUUUUUUUACUCAAUUGCAUUCGAAAAAAGGCCUUCCCCUUCCUAGAUUUAUCCAGACAAACAUUGUUCAUACUAGUUUUAUGAUCCGAAGUCCUUAACGGUAAUUAUUGUUAGGUUAGUUACACAUACCUUGGAAGAAAUUAAAACACGUGAUUUAAAUUUUUUGGUUGAUGGCCUAUUAAUUAUGAUUUGGAGUACUCAGUUCUCUCACAAAUAUCAGAGAAAUUGAUUCUCCUCCUUGGUUGUAUGUGUUCCCUUUCUAAUCCAUGCAGAAUAUCCUAAAUGGAUCGACUUUCGAAUGUUGUAAGAGUUCAAAAUUGGUUUGGAAAUAUUAUAACUUCUAGUUAAAAUAUAUGAACCUAAUUCGCUAUUGAAUAAUUAAUUUUAUAACUAAUUCUGUGAAAUUUCUGUUUGUUUAUAUCUUUUGAGCAUAAGAUCUUCCUGUCAUUGGCUGAUAUUAAAUUUAAUAUUUGUAUAUAAUUUAAAGGAAAUUAUUGUCAAUGAAAUGGUGUGAAGAUUUUAUAAAUGGUCUCCAACUCCAAAUCAUUUUUCUCUUUCUCUUUACGUUGGAACAUUAAUACGAAGUAAGUGCUGUUUAGUAAAGUGGGUUCCUACACAAUGAAACAGGAAAAAAAUUCUGGAACCUUUUUCAUCUGCAGCCCAUGCGUGAUCAGAAGGUAUUGUGACUUUAAACAUAUUUCCAACUCCUUGUUCCUAGAAUGCUCAUCUCAUUUCUUCUAAAUUCGAUUUCUUUUACGUAUACAAUACCUGUCAACAGGGUGAAGUGCAGUACUUUAUUGGCGUUCAGCUGGACGGAAGUGAACAUGUUGAGCCACAGUAUAACUGUAUUCCAGACGAUACUGCAAAAGAGAGCGAAAAAGUGGUAACGCUUUGUAUCUCGAUUAUCUUGCCAUUGUCUAUUCUAAUUUACUGUGGAUCUCGUUGUCCGAAGUAAAACUCCAUAUGGUAGUUUCCAGUUACAUAUUUGGCACGCUGAAUUUUUCUUGUUUAUUUGAUUUUCGAAUAUAACUGUUGAUUACAACUUUUAGUAGUAAAAAUAAAAUCCUCCUUUGUAUCUUUUCAUUGAUUAUUUCUAAAGUGACGCAACUUAUUGGUUAUUAAGGAUCAGCAUUCCCUUCCAGGGCAAGGGACUUCUAAAUUUUUCGUAGCUAUUAGAACACAGACCUUAGCAGAUGCGUGAUUGAGGAGUUUCCAUUGAUUUAACUAAUAAAGUCACUUCAGGUGAAAGAAACAGCUGAAAAUGUGGAUGAAGCGGUCAGGGAACUUCCAGAUGCUAAUUUGGUAAUUUUGUUGUGGACCACUCCCUCUUUGCUUUGUCAAAAACACAGCCGAAAUGAUUUUGAAUCUUUAUUUCUAUUGUGCAGAAACCAGAAGAUUUAUGGGCCGACCAUUCAAAGAUUGUCCUUCCCAAGCCUCAUAGAAGGGAUAAUUCAUCAUGGAGAGCAAUCCAAAAGGUAUGCAGCUGUUAAUAUGCUCUGUGGCUUUAAACGAAUUCCUUCACAACGAACACCUGUCUGAGUUUCGAGAUCACAUCAUCAAAUAUUUUAGUCAUCCAUCAAUCAUGCUGUAGGUAACCUUAAUUUAAAGGUAUAGAGUGUAAUAGAAGCAUUAACCUAUAUAUGAAAUUAAGAGAAGAUAACAAAUGCAGCGAGAACUUGUAAGAAAAAAAAAACUACUGCGAAAACUUGGAUGAAAAAUAUUGAUUUUUUUGCUUGAGUUUUCCAGAUCGUAAUUUCAAUUCUUUUAUGUAGAAAAUAUUAUCGUUAGAUCUUGAUCUUUAAGAGAGUCAUCUGCAAUCAGGCGAAAUACUAUCGAACUAGCGAUUCUUCUAUUAGGAUGACAUUGGAACUGUAAAGUCAAAGUGGGGAAAAAAAACUUCUGUUUUACGUGCAUGAGGUAUCAUUCUGGCAUACGUGGCAGGGAUCUACUGAGAGAAUUUGGUCUUCAAUAUCCUUUCCCAAUAUGUGAUAUUCUUGACGGACGUGGAAGCUUCUUCUGGCAAUCGUUAUUAUCUUUUAGUUCAAUCGUAUUUUUAUUUGAUCUCCUGAAAUCUUUAUUUUUUUUACUAUUUGUACACAUGCUCUGAUUUCGUACCUUUAAUUUGGAAUAUUAAGGUUAGCAUGUAGGUUCUAAUACAAAGAUGCCUUUCAGGUCCUACAGAAAGGCGAGCAGAUAUCUAUAAAUCAUUUUAGGCCAGUUAAGCCCUUGGGGUCUGGUGACACUGGCAGGUAUUGUUUUGGAAAUGGUCAUUGUUCCUGUUAUUUUUAUUGUGAUGCUGAGAAUUUCCUGUAUAAGAUACACCUUUUGUUUCCCUUUUCGACAAUUUCUGCUUUUCUCCCCCAUGAAAAGUAACGAGCAUUUUGAGAACAGAUAUCGGAAACUAUUUCCCCUUCCCCUGUGAUGUUAUGCAAUAAUCAUUUAUUCCAAACUCUUACUAUGAGGCACAAUUCGUGUAUUCUGAAUUAUUGGGCUUUGUAUGACAGUGUCCAUUUGGUAGAAUUGGUGGGAACGGGAGAAUAUUUUGCGAUGAAAGCUAUGGACAAAAGCAUCAUUUUUAAUCGCAACAAGGUACCGAGCAUAAUUUUUUUUAGUUGAUUUGAAAUGAGAUGGACUGAUAUUUUUAGAGUCUACUGUUCUUCGUAUUUCACUAUAUUUUCCGACCUUACUAUAUCUGGGUGUGUUGAAAUAUGGCUAAAUUUAGUACUAUAGUUUUAACCUAACUUAUGACAUUUAGUUUCGUUAUAGUACAUCCAUUUUAUUGGUUUUAAUAACUUAAAGGUUUACGCAAAUAUGUGCAAUAUAUUAGUUUGGGUACUCAAGAAAUAAUUAAACAAGAUAUUUAUCGAUGUUUGGACAUCAAAGAAAACAUUCGAACUCAUAGGAUUUACGUUUUUCAUUAUUUUUCUGUUUUUUUCCCGCUGAGAAUUUCUUAUGUUUUAUUGUCGCGAAUCUCUCUCUGCUUUUCUAUAUAGUGAUACUUUUCUUCAGAGGUUUUCUAUAUAAAGAGGCUGUGCUGUUCCACCAGUUGUUCAUAGUGUUAGUUAUAUAUAUUUACAGACGCAUAUUUUUCAAUUCUUUGUUUUAGGUUCACAGGGCACGCGCUGAAAGAGAAAUUCUUGACAUGCUGGAUCAUCCCUUUCUUCCUACAUUAUAUGCCUCUUUUCAGGUACGUCAGUCCAUGGUUUAUUUCCGUUAGAAUGUUUGAAAGGUCUAAGGAGAUAAAAGAUUCUGAUAAAUUUACACAGAAUAUUCCAGCUCAAUGUGCAUGUAAGUUUUUAAUUUAAAUCAUUUAACCAUCAUAUAGAAUUAUUCUGUUGCUCCCUAUCAAAAUAACUAUGUCAAAAAAAACGUAUAUUAUACCUGGUUAAUAUUAUACCCAGCUAUGAUUUUUAUUCUUUUUUUGUGAUUCGAAAGCUUCAUUGGUGUUCCAAAUUCAAGCAUUUGAGUUUCAGUUAGCUCGUGAAGUGAAUACCAUGUCAACAUUUGUUACUUGUUUCUUCCUUGUAUAUUCAUCCCUUGGAGAUUUCGAUUCCUGCACUCACUUUUGUAUCUCUUAACAUACCUGAGUUCAUUAAACUUAUAAUGUCUUUUUCUAGACAAAGACACAUAUAUGUCUGAUAACUGAUUACUGUCCUGGUGGAGAGCUCUUCAUCCUUCUAGAGAGGCAGCCUCUGAAGGUUCUCAGAGAAGAUGCUGUAAGGUAAAGAUGCUUUUAUUUGUAAUUCCAAUAUCACAUCAAAGUUCAUGUUACAUUUGAAAUUUUGCGCAAAAUAUGAGUUUGAAAUCUCAUUGCACUAGUUUUCAUAUGGUUCCAGUUUACAUCCACGUUUGACCUUUGUGGCGUCAAAAUUACAAUAGCGAAAUCUAUGAUUUACCUAUCUUAGAAGUCUAAUCCUUUGGGGAUCUUUAUUUUCAUUAAGCAGUAUAAUAUUCAUAAAACACUUUUCUAAUAUCUUUUGAUCACUAAAGUAAGUUUACUUGAAAGGAAUUUGGUAGAUUUCUCAUUUUAUCAAAGGUUGACUCACAUCAAAUCAAAAAUUUAAUUUUUGUACAACAAAUCUUGAGAUAAGGGUUUUGUACACAGUUUUGACCCUCUGAGAACGUAACUCUGGAUUCUCCUUGUCCAUCACUAAGUAAAAAUUUGUCUAAACAUGUUAUAUAUUGGAAACAUGAAUUUCCGUCUUAUGAUUUUAUUUAGCUUCAGUAAGAAUAAUAACACGUCAAAAUGUAGAGCCACAGUUAGUUAUCUAUCCAGCAUCACCCCGCAUUUAAUUGUUACUUUUGUGACAAAAAUUCAUAUAGUCAAAAAUUGUCAUGACUAUUGUCAAGUGAAGGAAUAUUAGGGAUUUUUUUCAUCAUUUCGGUAUUUUUUGGUAAUUUCCAUUUUCUAUGAGGAUCAAGGAACUGAUUACUGUGUCCACAGUAUACUUCAACAUUUCUAUGGUCUUUCCCUUUGGAUUUCUGCUACGUGAGACUACACUGAGAAAUGUAUGAAAAUAGUUUUGUACCGAAUUCGAUAAUUUUAUUUUUUUUGGGUAAAUGUUACUGCGAGAAGUUUGAUUGAUGUUCAUUUAAAGAGGCUUUGGUGCUAAUCAUUGUUAUUACAGAUUCUAUGCUGCGGAAGUUGUUGUUACGCUAGAGUACCUUCACUGUCAAGGUUGGGAACUCCUUCAUAGUCUUAGUAUGUUAACUUUUCUUAAAUAUAACUAACGUUUGCCACUCGGCAUAAUAAAAUAUUUGCUUCCAUGUGGAAAGUACAUCAGAUAGUAAUUCAGAAUCUAGCACAAUCUGGCUUAGCUUGAUAGAGGAGGUGGAAAAAACAUGAUCAGGUCUAAUAGUUCUUACAUAAACAUUACCACCCAGUUGUGAGGAAUCGUAUUACAACGCACUGUAGGUAUAACCUUGGAUUUCAAAACUUGGGCUGCUAAUAGUAAGAUGAAACUCUAAAUCAUGAAGUACACGAAAAAGGCGAAAUUUAAAUAUAUAUCUUUUUAUCAUAUCAGAAAAUCGAGGCUCGAGAUUCUGCCUUUCUUUUGGAGGAAAAAAUUGGUGAAUGAAAACUUGUACUCUCCUGCAUAUAUAUUCCGGCACACCUUAAAACUAACAAUUACCUGCAUCUAAUAUUUUUGUGUGAUUAUAACCUUUUGUAUGCACGCGAAUGACAUGAUAAAAAAGUAAUAAAUAUUUUGAUAAAUAUAAGAGGGAAAGUAACUCAACAUAUUUUAAUGUAGGGGUUUGUAGACUCGUCUGACUUAUCAUUUACAUCAGGAUGCGGGUCCAACCAUCUUGGUAUCUUAACUUCAGGAGAGAUUAUGAUGUAAGACCUUUGAGACUUUGAGAGGGUAGGAACCUCAAAAAAUGGUUACAUAUUUAGAAUUAUGUGCUGAAAGUACACACUAGGUUAUUCUAUUAUUAUGGUUAGUGACUCAAUUGUCAUCUUUUCUGAAACUCUAAUGAACAGACGACAUAUUUUGUGAAUUCUUAAUGGGAUAAAUAUACCAUGGCAUAUUCUUGUCUCUCUGUAAUGUACAACGAGGAUAAAAAAUGUGCUACCUUUUUUACAUUACCAUCAUAAUAUUCCACAUUCGUGUGCAUUCUUCAAAAAAAAUCCUCUUAAUGGAAUCCAUUGAUAUCCAUGGUGCAAUGGAAAAUGAUAUACAUUCAAACUUGGUACUUUUUUUUAUGCAGCCAUGUUUCUAAGUCAUGUUAUUGUGAUGAUUCUCCAGGUAUCAUUUAUAGAGAUCUGAAACCAGAAAAUAUCUUGAUCCAAAGCGACGGGCAUAUAUCCCUCACAGAUUUUGAUCUGUCAUGCUUGACAUCCUGCAAACCGGAGGUAAUUUAAUUCAAAAGAAAAUUUACUGUACCUUUGUUUCUUGUUUAGAUAUCUAGUUUUUAAAAUAACAGUUGAAAUUUUUGGUGCUAAUCAUAAUGGAUCAGUUAUUCCAUUAAACGAUGAAGACUUCAUUGAUACAAUGUACUACUAACACCUGAUCUUGACCGAAAUUUUUAGUGCAUUUCUCAUGCAAGUGCCAUAUUUUAUAAAUUAACAUUUCGCUUCCUAUGCAGCUUCUAAUCCCAAAUAUUCCGGACAAGACGAAGCAGAAGAAAAGGAAAUAUAUCCCACCAAUAUUUAUAGCUGAGCCAAUGCGGGCAUCAAAUUCUUUUGUCGGAACUGAAGAGUAUAUUGCACCCGUACGUUUUUCUCUUGGAUCUGAGGCUGAGCUUUUUCGUUUUGAUUUAUGACCAUUCUUUGCCAUUUAUUUGCACCAAGGUGAUAUAUGGAGUUUUAAAAAAUAGUACAUUUGAGAAAUAACAGCCUCAAAGAGUUGAAACGUGCUCCGGUUUGCCUUUUUUUAUAUAGUUGAUUGAAGUUGUACUAAAGGAGAGUGACUAGAUAAAAGUGUCGUAUUCGAAGGACCAUGCAAACCACUUUCAAUGAAGAAGAAAACUAAAAGUAUUAGUAACAACACGAAAGUGAAGUUGGGAAUCUUGUUUAUAAUACUUGGUUACUUCAUUCUUUAAUUGAACUACAACAUCUCAUUGUUGUGCGAAUGACAAUUUAAGUCAUCCUGUAAAUUCGAUUUAGGAUAAUAUGCCUACACACUACCUAUUUUUCUUGUUAAUUUUAGUGACUCCGCAUUAAUGCUUCGUAGAAGUUAGCUAUUCAACGGCUGGGCAAUCAUGUGCAGGAAAUCAUCACUGGAUCAGGCCACACGAGUGCAGUUGAUUGGUGGGCACUUGGUAAGUAUCCAUUUACUUUCACUGAUGAAUUUUUUAGCACUACCAAUGUCAUCAUCCUCUACAGAGAAUAAACUAUUUAGCAAUUCAUUUCUAGAACCCGUUUUCACAAGUUUGAAACCCGGAGUGUGGAAAAGUUACACCUAACCGUAGCAUUUGAUUAAACAGUGAUCGUCAUCAAAUUGCCUAAAUUGUAACUAUGCCUUCCUUACUAUUUCGUUGUUUCGAGUCCGCACUAGAGCAAAUGGAAAGAUGAAAGACGCAUUUUACCGUGAGGGAAUGAUCUGAGGGUUGAUUUCUGUAAUCGAUGUUCCCAUCCAUGGGGAGAGCUAAGCUAUUAUGGGACCUGACUUGCUUUAUCGUUGACUGUGGUUUUUACUAUGACUCAACUCGAUGCACAAUGAUCAAAGGUUCCACCACCUUCAGUGCUUAUUUUUUUAUUUUUGCAAGUUUUAUGUGGCGAUUCUUUCCUUUUAAGGCUAGAUGUUUGCGGGUAAAGUGUUAUGUUCGAGUCCUGAUAUUCGAUUCUUUUGGGGAAUCGGGAGCAAACUAAAAUCUACCUAGCGUUCAGUAAAAGGUAAAAAUAAAAAAACUGUUGACAAGCUCUGUGAAUGAAGUAUCAUUGGAUCAUGUCCAGCUUAAAGGCCAAGAUAUUUGAAUAUGUGUUGAAUUAUAGAUUUAUAUGCCUGUGUAGCCAAUUAGUCUACAACUUUAUUUGCCAUAGUCUAUGGACUAGAUUCUUACAAAGGGCAUUAUGUGCAUGAGUCAUUAUAUCAAGGGAUUUCCCCAAUUAGCAGCCUUCUUGUAUUAUCUUGUUCUUUAAAUUCUUAGCAACUGCUAGUAUUUCUGAGGAAGUGCUAUUAAUAAAAAUAUUGCAAUGUCAGGAAUUCUUAUUUAUGAGAUGCUCUACGGAUUCACACCAUUUAGAGGGAAAACAAGACAAAAGACAUUCGCCAAUAUUCUUCACAGAGAUCUCAAAUUCCCUGCCAGCACCUCGGUGAGUUCUUGAUCAAUCAUGCACAGAGAGUGGCUGCAUUUUCCGUGAAAUUCUCUCAUUUGGUUACUCAAAAAACACACCACUCCUAAGAUGAAAGGCAAGAUGCAAUCUAAUGGAAACAAUGACAUUUCCGAGGGAGACACCGAGAGUUGAAGCUUUUAGAGACCGGGAGUAUCAACUUAAACAUAUCUCACUCUCACGCAUUGCUGUACAACGGAAAAUCAUCCCACGGAUUAACUAGCCUGCACUAUGAACCUGCCGAUAUAUUGGGAUCUUUCCAUCGGAGAUCAUGAGUAUUCAUCACAUAUAUUCACAAGCCAGCGUUUGCGUGAUUCCAAGUAAAGGUGGCGAGUCAAAAUUAGGAUGUUAAUCCAGCGUAUUCAUGUGCAUCGAACAAUCGUGCAUUCUAAGUUUCUCAAUCAUCCCAGGCUAUUAAUCGUGCAUUCUGUCUUCACAGGUGAGCAUCUUUGCCAGACAGUUUAUGAAUCAGCUUCUGCACAGGGAUCCAGCAAAUCGGCUAGGUUCACAUGAAGGAGCCAAUGACAUCAAGCAGCACCCGUUCUUCCAUGGAGUCCAUUGGGCUCUCAUUCGAUCCACGGUGAGAUCAUUGAUCAUCAGCUAUAAAUUGGACGGGUCUUGCUGAUUCUACAUGUUACCCCCUAAAACCGUGCGUUGACUUUAUGUGCUGCCCAUCCAGAGACCACCUCAGCUCGAUGUGCCUCCGUUUGGGAUGCCCGAAGCUGAGGAGUACAAACUGGCAGACCCUAAACUUGCUGAUGUCGAGGUAGACGUCUUCUAG